This is a messenger RNA of Argentina anserina (silverweed cinquefoil), 972 nucleotides long. Its product is annotated as nudix hydrolase 2-like. The transcript is spliced from 8 exons. The record is from RefSeq and is a predicted model, not a curated record. Gene Ontology annotation, molecular function: NAD binding; ADP-ribose diphosphatase activity; NADH pyrophosphatase activity. NCBI's taxonomy places the organism in Eukaryota, Viridiplantae, Streptophyta, Magnoliopsida, Rosales, Rosaceae. Bases 50 to 910 code for a protein of 286 amino acids.
CCUCCCAUUCAUGAUUUAAAGAAUCAACUGAGGAGGUAGAUCCCUGAAAAUGGAAGAUGAACCAACAAUGGUCGCUACAGCUGAAAGUAAUGUCGAGAGUGAGGUGAAGCUACUUAGUGCUAUCAAUGACCAGUACGGCGGUGUCAUCGUCGACAUCACCGAUCCUAUCGACCCUGCCUCCUUCCUUUCAUUUCUCACCUCUUCAAUUGCGCAUUGGAAACUUGAGGGGAAGAAGGGUGUUUGGAUCAAAUUGCACAUCCAGCGAGUCAAUCUUGUAGAACCUGCAGUGAUGAACGGAUUCUGGUAUCACCACGCAGAGCCUACUUAUUUGAUGCUCGUCAAUUGGAUUCCUCCUUCUCCUCACACUAUUCCUGCCAAUGCCUCCCACCGUGUCGGAAUUGGUGCAUUUGUUUUCAAUCAAAACCGAGAGGUGCUAGUAGUUCAAGAAAAGAGCGGACACUUCCAGGGGACAGGUGUGUGGAAAUUCCCUACUGGGGUUGUCGAUGAGGGAGAAAAUAUCUAUGCAGCUGCUGAGAGAGAAGUAAAAGAAGAAACUGGAAUUGACACAAAGUUUGUGGAAGUCCUCGCAUUCAGACAAAGCCACAAGUCAUUUUUUGAGAAAUCAGAUUUAUUCUUUGUAUGCUUGUUGCAAGCCCUUUCCUGUGACAUCCAGAAGCAAGAACAAGAGAUAGAAGCCGCUCAGUGGAUGCCAUUUGAAGAAUAUGCUGCUCAACCCUUUCUCCAGAACAAUGAGCUGCUAAAGUACAUGAGUGAAAUAUGUAAAGCAAAAAUGGAGGGGGAGUAUUCUGGAUUUUCUCCGGUAACUACAACUAGUCUUUCUGGAGAGAAGAGCUACUUGUACUUGAAUAGUGGUGGAGCACCAAAGCGAGACGGUGAAGUUGAACUGUGAUUCUAGCAUCAGUUGAAUAUCCAUCAAAGAUUUCAUGAUUCUAGUCAACCUUACAAAAAAAA